Molecule: messenger RNA, 742 nt
Organism: Monopterus albus (swamp eel)
Lineage: Eukaryota; Metazoa; Chordata; Actinopteri; Synbranchiformes; Synbranchidae
Product: molybdopterin synthase catalytic subunit
Exons: 5
Coding region: 93-563 (156 amino acids)
Biological process (GO): Mo-molybdopterin cofactor biosynthetic process
Cellular component (GO): cytosol; molybdopterin synthase complex
Molecular function (GO): molybdopterin synthase activity
Source: RefSeq, a predicted model, not a curated record
UUUCCAUUGGCGACGAGGCAGUGACGCUGUUAGACGGGGACGAGGUGGCCGUGGUGCCACCACUCAGCGGAGGAUAAAACACAAGAGAUGAGAUGUCGGAGGAGCGGAGAGACAUCUUCAAGCUGAGCUGUGAUUGGCUGUCUGUACAGGAAGUGGUCGAUGCCGUCAGCAGCGCUUCUUGUGGAGCUAUUUCAGUAUUUAUAGGUACAACCCGAGAGGAUGAGGUGGAGGGAAGGAAAGUGAUUGGUCUGGAGUACGAGGCGUAUGAGCCCAUGGCCCAAUUGCAGUUCACCAGACUGUGUGCCGAUAUCAGAGAGCGCUGGCCAAGCGUGACUCACAUCUGCGUGCACCAUCGGCUGGGGUGGGUGAAGGUGGGUGGGGCAAGUGUUGCCAUGGCGAUCUCAUCUCCUCAUCGCCAUGACAGCCAGCAGGCAAUCCAGCACUGCAUCACCCAGUUGAAGGCCAACGUCCCCAUCUGGAAGAAGGAGGUCUAUGACACACAAGAGGCAAGCUGGAAGGAGAACUCUGAGUGUUCCUGGUCCAGCCACGCUAAACUUAAAUGAGAAAAUAUGAACGCUGAAUAAAUGUAGACCAAACAUGGUGGUGUGCCUGGAUCAGUCUGUACGACAGUGAUUAGUUGUUGGGAUGUUUGAGCCCCAAUUUAAACGCAGAGAUGGGGAUGAUGCACCUCGUUCUACACAGUUUAUUGUGCUUGUAAAAUAAACAUACACCCAAAUAAUAA